This is a messenger RNA of Papaver somniferum (opium poppy), 1446 nucleotides long. Its product is annotated as putative F-box protein At4g38870. Gene Ontology annotation, molecular function: protein binding. NCBI's taxonomy places the organism in Eukaryota, Viridiplantae, Streptophyta, Magnoliopsida, Ranunculales, Papaveraceae. The transcript has a single exon. The record is from RefSeq and is a predicted model, not a curated record. The coding region runs from base 1 to 1446 and encodes 481 amino acids.
AUGGACGUUCGUCGUGGCGACCAAGACUUCCAUGAAGGAUGUAUCGGGAAAGAGCAUGUCGGAAUCAUUACAAACCAUGUCGCAAAACUAGGUGUUGACAGAACUGAAACAUAUGUGUCUGGGACAAUAACAGGUACACCUUUGGUUCUCUGUCAGCAUGCUAAUUCUGAUCAAAUGUUUCCAUCCAUUAACAGUAGAAGUAGUACUAGUCAUACUCUAGCUGGUGAUGAUUAUAUAGUCUGCGAGAUACUCAGCAGACUGCGAGUGAAGUCACUAAUGAGGUUCAAAUGCGUAUGCAAAAGUUGGAAAUCCUUGAUCGAAAAAGAUCCUUACUUCAUUAAUUUGCACUUUACUCGAUCAAAAGUUGUUGGGAGAUCCAUUCUCACCGAGAUGUUCACUACUGAAAAUUAUGCACGUGUAUUAUCAGCCAAGCUAUUACUGCCAUCUGAAGAUGGCCAUGGAGGAGGAGCAACUUUCGAAAGGGAAAUUCCUGUUGGCCCCCAUCGUUGCCUUGAUUACUUACACAUGCUCAAUUUCGUCAAUGGUUUAAUCUGCUUCUUAGACAGAAAAGAGCAUAGUGUUCGUGUCUACAACCCAAGCACCGGAGAAUCAACUCCCUGGAUAAGAUCCAGAAUUAGAAAAGAACCCUCACCUUUUAGAUAUAUUAAUUUCGGUCACUAUGAAUUUGGAUAUGAUCCUUUCACCAAAGAGCACAAAGUGCUUGCCAUGUGGGUUCUGGAUCCAAGAAGCACAGACUUUGCCUGUGAGGUGUUGACUGUUGGCAAACACCUCAAUAAGUGGAGAAGGAUUGAGGAUGUCCCACCAGUGCUUCCAAGAAAGCUUGGAGAUCAUGUUCAUACAAAUGGUUCUAUAUAUUGGCAGUCUGAUAUCUAUGAUAGUGGAGUUCCUAGUAUUGUUGAAUUUAAUGUUAGGAGCGAAAGGUUUAGAGUGAUAUCACUUCCUAAUUUCAUAAUCCGAGAAAUUACUAAACCUUAUGUCGCCAGUUUAAUGGAAGUCAGUGGCCGUUUAGCAGUAUUAGCAUUGAAGACAACUAUAGUUGACUUCCGGAAAGAUCCUUUGAUAAACAGUAAUAAUAACAGCACAUCUGUUAAGAUGUGUAUAUUAUACGAUAGUCAUGAUGACAAUCAAAAUGGUAGCAGUAAUAGUAAUUACCACUGGAUGGAAGAAUCCUUCUCGACGCCACCAUUCGAUUGGAAGCUAUCAUGGAUUGAGCAUAUGCAUCCCAUUCAAGGAACUGACUUAUCUAUCAUGCAAUAUCCAGAAGACGAUGAUUUCUCAUUCUAUUAUUAUAAUUGGAAAAGGAGAAGUUUUAGCAGUAAAAAGUUCACAAUAAAUGGAAUAUCCUCAGUUGAUGCGUCUGUCAAAUACAUGAAGGGUUAUUUCUGUUUUUAUACUUUCAAUGAAAGCCUUUUUCGAGUAAACUAA